UUUUGUUGCAGGUUGUUUAUUUUAGAAAAGCGCGUAUAUUAUACCUAAUUUCUGAUUAUUUUUAUCAUCACUUAAUAAUCAGUGCGUCUACAACAGUGAUAUGGAAAAUUUAGAAAAGAAAACUUUCAUGAUAUUAAUGGGAGAAAUGUUUUUUUCCUCAGAAGAUAUUGUUCAUGUGUUGAAUCACUUGAGAAAAUCGCUCUUAUGUUCACACAAAUUUGUCGUGAAUAUAAAGGAUAUGACGCCCAAAAUUUUAAUGGUGGAACCAUGGAUUUGUAGCUAUGAGAACUUCCAGUUCUUUAAACUUUCCCGUAUGUCAAAGAAAACAUUUAUUGAUUUAGCAGAAAAGAUAGGAAGAAGCGACGAAAAAAAGAUAUUAGCAAAGCCAUAUACAGGUGGUCACUAUCCAGUGAGUUUAUAUGUAUAUGGCCAUAUUUUAAUAUUCUUGUGUUAUAUGGCUACACAGGAUACUUUGUUAAGCAUAGGAACUAGAUUUAAAGUGUCCCCAACAACAGUGAUGAGUAUAACAAAUAAGGUGCUCUACUUCAUGCUAAAACUAAAAUCAGCCUACAUUAAGUUUCCCGAAAAUGAAGCUGAAACGAGAGACAUUAGUGAAGGUUUCAAGGAGUAUCCAGGUAAGUGA
This is a messenger RNA of Acanthoscelides obtectus, 643 nucleotides long. Lineage: Eukaryota; Metazoa; Arthropoda; Insecta; Coleoptera; Chrysomelidae. The record is from the annotation of a GenBank genome assembly.